Molecule: messenger RNA, 3783 nt
Organism: Malania oleifera
Lineage: Eukaryota; Viridiplantae; Streptophyta; Magnoliopsida; Santalales; Ximeniaceae
Exons: 15
Coding region: 357-3482 (1041 amino acids)
Biological process (GO): endocytosis; endosomal transport
Cellular component (GO): nucleus; plasma membrane; cytoplasm
Molecular function (GO): calcium ion binding; protein binding
Source: RefSeq, a predicted model, not a curated record
ACGGCAAAGCUCCCCAUUUCUCUUUCUGCAACGAAGAGAACUUCAGUGGCGUCUGAACCUCCGACGAAGACAAGUUGGUUGGUUGCUGGACGGAGCUAGAUCUGCUCGCUCGCAUGAUUUAGGAGCUGGAUCUAUUCAUUCCUGGCGAUUUUUCAUCGAUCGCGCGUGCAAUUGUUCCUCGAAUUUGUGCGAGGUAUUGGUGAAUUGAUGUGAAUGUGCUAAUACAACUUGUUCUGGAGGUCCAUUAUGGGAGCCUUAGAGGGGCUUUGGCGGAGAUAUGGAUGUAUCAUGGAUGAAGCAUGUAUGAACAAUGAAUUUGCUUAUUGAUAUGUCAUAGGCGUACCUUGGGUGUCAAUAUGAGCCAGAUUCCAAACAGCAUGGAUCUCUUUGAUGUGUAUUUCCGGAAGGCAGAUUUGGAUGGAGAUGGCAGGAUUAGUGGAGCUGAAGCUGUUGCCUUUUUUCAGGGCUCAAAUUUGCCAAAGAAUGUCCUUGCUCAGGUAUGGAUGCAUGCGGAUCAAAAUCGAGUUGGAUUCCUUGGUCGAGCAGAGUUUAAUAAUGCACUUAAGCUUGUUACUGUGGCACAAAGUAAGCGUGAACUGACCCCAGAUAUUGUGAAGGCAGCAUUAUAUGGUCCUGCUGCAGCUAAAAUUCCUGCUCCCCAAAUAAAUCUUGCGGCUACCUCUGCUGUGCAGUCAAAUUCUAAGGCAGCAGCACCUGUCACACAGUUGGGCAGUACUACACCAGCAGCAUCUCAAAACGUUGCCAUCAGGGCCCCUCAGGUGCCUGCAAGCACAACAAUGAAUCAGCAGCAUAUCUCAUCUCCACAAAGUCAGUUUGUGAGGCCACCUCAAGGCAUGUCUCUUGGUAUGGCUUCACAUUUGCAGCAGGGUAAUGCCAGCCAAGGAAAUCCGGGGGGAGGUAAUAUGGUAGCCCCUAGUUUGCUUAAUUCAACCACCUCUGCUGAUUGGCUUAGUGGAAGGACUGGUGGGCCUCAAGUGGGAGUAGCUUCACAAAAUCUCAACACAGGGAAUAGUCUUUCCACCACUCAGGAUGAAUUUGAGCUGGCACCAACAGGCUCGACUCCAUCUUUACAGCGGAAAUCACUAGCAACCACAGGGUCAACAACCUCUGGUGCACCAAAGCCACAAGAUUUAGUGCCAUCGUACAAGGUGGCAACUAAAGAUUCUAAUGCAUCAGUAAUUUCAGGAAAUGGGCUUGUGCCUGAUGCAAUUUCUGGGGAUGUGUUUUCCACAGCCCUCUCUCAUCCAAAGGUGGACGACUCUGCUCUAUUUUCUGCAGGUAGCUUAACUGCGUCAUCAGCCUUUGUUCCAGUAUCUGCUGGGCCCCAACCUUCUGUUAAGCCAAGCACGGUGGAAUCUUUGAGGAGUGCAUACACUGCUCAGCCAACUACAAAACAGAAUCAGCAUAUUCCACCUCAAAGUACUAGUGCAUUUGCAUCAACUGGGUUUCCCUUAACCAGGGAUCCUUCUUCUGCCCAAUCUCAUGUUACAUGGCCAAAAAUGACUCAAUCUGAUGUUCAGAAGUAUACCAAAGUAUUUGUGCAAGUAGACACAGACAGAGAUGGGAAAAUAAUGGGUGAACAGGCACGCAAUCUGUUUUUAAGUUGGAGGCUGCCCAGAGAGGUUUUAAAGCAGGUGUGGGACUUAUGUGAUCAAGAUAAUGACAGCAUGCUUUCUUUGAGAGAGUUUUGUUUUGCACUCUAUUUGAUGGAACGAUACCGGGAGGGCCGCCCUCUUCCUACCACACUUCCAAACAGUGUCAUGUUUGAUGAGACCCUGAUGCGCACCACAGGUCAAUCUACAGCUGCAUAUGGCAAUGCAAUUUUGGGAUCCACUCCUGGUUUGCAACAACUGCCAGGGACAACUGUUGCAAGAUCAGCAACACAUACUGCUGCAGCGAGGCCACCAAGGCAAAUUUCCAUUCCACCAGCUGAUGAAGUUGUGCAGCCCAGUCAGCAAAAAUCUAGAGUUCCUGUGUUGGAGAAGCACCUUGUGGAUCAACUUAGUAAAGAGGAGCAGAAUUCGCUGAACUCAAAAUUCCAAGAGGCUACUGAGGCAGACAAAAAGGUAAAAGAAUUAGAAAAGGAGAUAUUAGAUUCUAAAGAGAAGAAUGAGUUCUAUCGCACCAAGAUGCAGGAACUUAUUCUAUACAAGAGCAGAUGUGACAAUCGUCUUAAUGAGAUAAUGGAAAGGACGUCUGCUGAUAAACGUGAGGUUGAGUUGCUGAUGAAGAAAUAUGAAGAAAAGUACAAACAGGUUGGAGAUGUAGCCUCCAGACUAACAAUUGAUGAGGCUACAUUUCGUGAUAUUCAGGAGAAAAAAAUGGAGUUAUAUCAGGCAAUUGUCAAAAUGGAACAAGAAGGGAGUGCUGAUGAUGCUCUUCAGCUUUCUGCUCAUCGUAUACAGUCAGAUCUUGAGGAGCUAGUGAGAGCUUUGAGCGAACGCUGCAAAACAUAUGGGCUACGUGUCAAACCAACUACUCUGGUUGAGAUUCCCUUUGGUUGGCAACCUGGCAUCCAAGAAGGAGCAGCCGAUUGGGAUGAAGAUUGGGACAAGUUAGAAGAUGAAGGAUUCACAUUUGUCAAGGAGCUCACUCUUGAUGUGCAAAAUGUCAUAGCCCCGCCAAAAGCAAAGUCUUCUUUAGUUCAGAAAGGAAUGAGCUCUGCAGAUGAGGGUUCAAUUGCUUCCUUAAAUACUGACAUUAAGUCAAAGAAGCUACCAAGUACCGGUGAACGGGUGCCUGAGGAUGAAUCUGCAGGCGCCGUAGGCAAGGACAGCUUGGCAAGAAGUCCACCUGACAGUCCAGCUGUAAGGAGCCCUUCAUUAGAAUUCCAAGAUUCCCAAUCUGUAAAGAGCAUUGGAGCAGAUGGUUCACCCCAUGUUAGAGACACCCAGAGUGAUCAUGGUGGUGCUGAAUCUGUGCUUUCUGGAGAAAAAGGUUUUGAUGAACCCAGCUGGGGUGCAUUUGACAGUCAUUUUGACACGGAUUCUGUAUGGGGUUUCAACCCUAAUGAUACAAAGGACAAUGAUCAUGACAGGCUUAGUGAAAGUUCAUUCUUUGGUCACGGUGACCUUGGCCUGAACCCAAUAAGAACAAACUCCCCUCGCAUGGACGACAUGUUCCUGAAGAAGAGCCCAUUUACUUUUGCAGAUUCUGUUCCAAGCACUCCCCUCUUCAAUUAUGGAAACUCUCCAUCAAAGUUCAGUGAAGUGUCAGAGGACCAGUCUUUCAAUAGCUUCUCAAGGUUUGAUACCUUCAGCAAGCAGGACAGUGGAUUUUUCCCACCCCAGGACUCCUUUUCAAGAUUUGAUUCGAUCCGCAGCUCUAGAGACUCCGAACAUGGCCAUGGAUUUCCUUCCUUUGAUGAUGCCGACCCGUUUGGCUCGACUGGGCUGUUCAAGACAUCGUUGGAGAGUGAAACUCCCAGGAAGAGAGAAUCUGAUAAGUGGGGAGUGUUUUAGUAAUGCAAUUUGGUGCUUUCGUCUCGUCGAAAUUUGAAAGCUGUUCUUUCUUUUGGGGUGAAAGGUUUGUUCAUUUAUUUAGUUGCAUGUGGUAUGUAGAGUUGGUGACUGAGGCUGGCAAGGUGUGGAUGUAGUCUCUGCUAAGUUUUGCAAAUCUUUUUUUUUUUUUUCUUCAUUUUGAUUUUUUAAGGGAAAACAUUUUUGGUGCUCAGUUUGUAUGUAUGUUUGUAUAUGUAUUAUUAUUAUUUUUUUUUUUGAAAGAAGAAAUAUCAUGCCUCGCUGCUUGUAGUUCGAAUGAAAA